This is a messenger RNA of Vespula vulgaris, 7844 nucleotides long. RefSeq names its product segmentation protein cap'n'collar (gene cnc). The transcript is spliced from 13 exons. Gene Ontology annotation, cellular component: nucleus. Gene Ontology annotation, biological process: regulation of transcription by RNA polymerase II. Gene Ontology annotation, molecular function: RNA polymerase II cis-regulatory region sequence-specific DNA binding; DNA-binding transcription factor activity, RNA polymerase II-specific. The record is from RefSeq and is a predicted model, not a curated record. NCBI's taxonomy places the organism in Eukaryota, Metazoa, Arthropoda, Insecta, Hymenoptera, Vespidae. Bases 2526 to 5528 code for a protein of 1000 amino acids.
UAUGUAUAUAUCGUUCUUUGUGAAGCAAACAAAGGAAGGAAAAAAAAAGAAAUCUGAAGGAAAAGACAAAGAAGACGAAGCUCGCUGCGUCGAUAACAUAGUUGUUAAAGAUACAAUUAAAUAAUAUUACUAUCUAUUUAUAAUCACGUGUUCGUGCACACACUCACGGACUUAUUCAUACGAUCGGUCAUCUACACUACAAAUACAUGUAUACGUCGUUACAAAGGCAGACUUAAGAAAUCAAAGUGAUGCAUGCAUAUGUACGUAAUAAAACGAACGCGAUUUGUCUAUCAAUCUCGUGUAGUACGCGUAGUAAUUUAAAGAAGGAUUCGUUGUUCUGUUUCUCUCUUUCUCUCUCUCUCUCUCUUUUUCUGUAAUCGGAUUGUUUGAUAACCUUCAAAAAUUAUAAACAAGUAAACGUCGAAAAUAUAAGAAUAAUACGUUUGGUACUGAAGGUCAAAUGAUGGGAAGGUCUUAUUAAAUUAGACUACGGCUAUGAGCGUAUCAUCGUUAUCGUUUAAAAACAAAAGCGUCGUAUAUUAAUCGAACAUCGGAAGUCACGAUUGAUUGUGCAACGAUGAACUUUCCUUGGGAACAAAAAGUGGUGGAAAAAAAAAAAAGAAUUAAUGAAAAUGAAAUGAAAAGUUACGCUAUUAUAUAAGUACCAUCGUAAUCUGUUUUGAUUUCAGUAUAUCGGACGAUUCUAUUUAAUAUUUAUUCGUACAAGUUUACACGCAACGUUAUCGAUCGUCAAGAGUGGAUCGCGUAUUAUAUUUCGAUCUUUUCCUCGACGAGUACGGACAUACGUGUAGUUAGUUUAUAGAAUUAUACACAUAGUGUUUUUGUUUUUUGUUUAUACACAACGCGUAGUAUCACCGUACGUGAUUUCGUGUAAACUUUAAAAACGUGGAGAAAAAAAUCUUUUCAAUAUCAUCGCCAUAUAGCUCAUAGAAAUAUUGAAAAUAUCGCUCGAUUCGAAGAUAUUACAUCGUGUAUUAUUUUAACGAAUUAUUCGCGAAGCGUAAAAAUUGUAAUAUAAGAUAACUAACCUAUCAAGGGAGAUCUUUCAGAAAUUUGAAAUUCCGUCGUAACUUUUCUUAUCUCUUUCCUUUGCUGCACUCGAACGUAAUUCUUCUCACGUUUCAUCCAUAUGUCCAUUCUCGUAUUCGACAACAACUUUCUUUGUUCUUUGAAAGUGAAAAACUUAAUUAAUACUACAACAACGAGAGGGAGGGGAGGCGAGAGAGACACGUCACACAAUUUUCCAUAUUACUCGACGCUUCUGUUCUCGCGCGCUUUCUCAAGUUAUCGACCAAUAGGAGACAUCGUAGUGAGAGGCGCGAAAUCAGUCGAAGACGAAUCGUGUACUUUACCGAACGUUAAGUGAAGUGGGAGAAAGUUUACUCAUCGCGCGUAGAAUCGAAUUGUCAUAAACGCAGCUGAGUUACUUGUAAAAUACUAGUUCCACGUACGAAAGAAGAAAACCGGGGAGAAAUUUAUGCUCGCUGCGUCCCUGGCGAACGACGACGUUACCAGAGUGAUUGCUGAGUCACAUAUCGUCGACGAUCUCUCCGAGACAAGGUGUACUCUUGCGUCUCUCCGUAAAAAGUAAUUUUAUUGUUGCGUGUCCGUUACAACGUCUGGUCAUUAGAGUAUCGUGUCGUGGAUAAUAACAAAAUGGUUUAAUUGUGCGAAAUAUUUAUCGAUGAUUCGUCGAUCUCAAGGUUAAAGAAGGUCUAAAAAGAAGAGAGAAACAUUCUCGAAACCCCAAUAUAGUAGUCGAUGACCUGUCAUCCUACCUGUAUCUCAACGUAUUUUUAUUAUCUUUAACUCUCCUUUACUCGUACCGUUCACUCACUCGUAUGUAUAUAUAUAUAUAUAGUUAUCCUUCUUUUUUUCAUUGCCUACCGUUCCGUAGUAAAAAAAGAUACACAAGGGCAAACUGUCAAGCAUCGAAAAUCCUUGAAUUUUCGUGGAUGAGAGUAAAGGCGCGCGUGGGAUGUGCGCGAACCGUGCGAAAGUUUGACGGGAGAGAGUGCGUGUUUUGAGGUUAUUUCUGUAUUGGCCGCCAGUGUAACUGACCUACUACACCCAUCGAAGGCUAACUCCGAACCUUUAUUUUGCUUCUGACAGUCGUCUCGACAAGACGAUCUUCUAACAAUCAUCUUCGAAGAUCAAGUGGCGAGAUCGGUCUUGGCGCUUUUCGCUCGAGUGAACACCAACGUCGUCCACGGUACUACUUAACCUCAAAGUGAUACUUAAACAACGAGUUUCGAGGAUAGAAAUCGAGUGACAAGCAUUAAAUAUACAUCGUACAUCUCUACUAACUUUGUCGAUUACGCGAUAUCGACACUUUGUUAAGGAUAGUAAGGACGCUUUACGCGCCAUUGAUACAUGAUCAACAUGCCAAAAUUGUGGCAGCUAUCUGAAAGCAAAAAGAAGCAACUGUGACGACACGUGAACGAAUACAAAACUUUCUAUAGUUGAAACAUUUGUAGUGAAAGGUUUGGAACUAGGUGUACAAGAUGUUGUGUCUUAAGAAAUUGUAUCGAGAGGAGCUGUUGCAGCUGGCGUUGCUGCUCUCUCUGUUAAGAGUAGAUCCAGAGUCCUACUUUGGUUUGGAUAUCCAAGCUAUGGGUGUAGGCUCUUUGGAUCUUCAUAAUGGAUCUGGAUGGCACACAGACGCUCAUACCAUUGUACAUCGUCCGAUGUUUGUACAUCCUAAAAAUUUGGACUCGAUGCUCUUAAACUAUGAAAGAGAUCUCUUUGAAGAAUUAAACUCUUUGGGAAGGUACAAUAGAUUGAAUUCAGGUUCCAACGAUAUCCAUGCAUACUUACUGAAUAUAGAGGAUACCGGUAGAAAUGCGGCUGUGGCUGGAUCUAGUUUACCAGUUUCUACUGAAACAGCAAGAAAUAUGACAUCUCCGGAUUCUCCUAGUUCUUCUCAACAACCAGCAGAACCCAUUGGUGCGGCAGAACUUACUCAAGAGGACAUGGAUCUGAUCGAAGUACUUUGGAAACAGGAUGUGGAUUUAGGUUUUACAUUGGUUGAGCCAACGAGUACCAGUUGUAAGAAAAAAGUCGCUUCUACGUCCGAUAAAGAAUCCGAGGAUGAGAUCGAAAAGCUCAAAGCUCUGGAAGCCAUCAAUGCCACCAAUCAAAAGGAGGACGCCGAAGAGGCUGAGGUAAAGCAACAGCAGGAGGACAAUCCUUGGGCAGGACGUGAUUACACCGUGGAUCUCGAAACUGGGGAAUAUAUUCUCAGUUCCUGCAGUCAGAACGGAAAUAGCGACGCUGAGGACGACGAUCAUCUACUCAGAGAAGAGUCUUUUGGCUUGGAUCAUCAUCCCUUGGCUGGCUUAUCCGAUGAUUCUUUAGGUCUUAGCGAAACCUUGGGACUUGAAGAUGAUUUCACGUCGGAGUUACUCAGUGAUAGUCUUUUAGGAAGCGCCGUCGUAGAGGAUCUUCUCGGUGACAACGAUCUCGGCCUACCCGACGGAUUCAAUCUCGAAGAGGCGCUUCAACUCGUUGGCCUCGAUGAGGCUCAGCCAGAAGACGAGGAAACGAAGUCCGAAAUAAAGAAGGAAAAGGUGGAAGAGGAGAUAAAGAAGGAAAAAGAGGAAGAGGAAGAAGGAGAGGAAGAAGAAGACGGAGCGAAGGAAUUUACGAGCGCGAAGGGUGACGUUGCUGUCAACGGCUCGAGUAACGUCGAGGUCGCGAAGUCAUCCAGGUGCGAGGAUCCCGAGACCGGCGACAUGAUUCACACACCGCAAUUUCAUCAUCCCCAUCAUCCGCACCACCGUUCGUUCCAGGGCCGCAUGCCGUUCGUGCGUGCAAUGAGCAUGGAGCAGCGGUGGCAGGAUUUGGCAUCGUUAUUAUCUCUUCCCGGUGCUCCGGAUCAUUUUGCGCAUCCAUCGCAUCCUGGAUACCCAGGACACGGUAUAAGUCAUAGCCACUACGAAGCACAACGUAAUGUCCUACUUCACAAUGCCACUUUGGCACCACCAGUUGGGGAUCUUAACUCGACGGGUCCUUACCACAAUGUAGGUGGCUCGUCGAAUCUUGGAUCAGCCGUUGCAACUUCGAUGAAUUUAACGAACAGUAGCGAACCAAUGGGUGCGGAAAGUGGUGCUGCUUACAAAUCUGAGCCUAGCGAUAUGAUGUAUUAUCAUGCACCAACGUCAGACUCGAUAAAUCAAACCACUGACGGUUUUCUUUCGUCUCUUCUCAAUGACGAGGAUUUGCAUCUGAUGGAUAUGGCUAUGAACGAUGGCAUGUACACCAUGCGCAUGCUGGACAAUGGUAGCAAUAACGCAUCUGGGCCAACCGGAGCGGCUGCAUUGCCAGGAGUCCAAACAGCCGGUGGUACCACGUCAACAACGACGGCCCUGACGAGCGUGACGAGUUUACCUGCUGUCACAGACGAGAGGAUGGAUGCCUCUAGCGACAGUGCCGUUAGUAGCAUGGGCAGUGAACGCGUGCCAUCCCUCUCGGAUGGGGAGUGGAUGGAAACUGGAUCUAAUUCCAGUCACACGCAAGCUGACUCACAUUACACCAUGGAUUAUGCUAGUAAGUACCGAAUGCCUUACGACUGCAGUUACUCCGUUUCCGGAAGAAACGCUGGUUCACCAAGAUGUCAACCGGAAAGGACCGUACCGCCGGUUGCACAGAAAAAACAUCAAAUGUUCGCCAAACGAUAUUUCCAAGAGCAAAGCACCGGAUCACCUUUAGGAGGAACGGCGCAUCCAACCACCCCUAUGAAAUACGAGUAUGACUCGCAUACAGUCGGUGCUGGUGCACCAGGCAACGCUUAUUCCGGUCCGAUAGAAGGUGCAGCCGGUCCACAGUCCGAAAUUAAAUAUAGUUGCAGUGUCGACUUUACUCGUCAUCAAUCUGGACGAUCAGCCAUCGAACACGUUCAUCAUAAUCAUACUUAUCACUUGCCCGCUGAAAGUUCAGCAUCUCUCCAGCGUCCUCUUUCUCGUGAUAAGAAAGUACGAAAGAACGAGAGCGAGGAACAUUUAACACGGGACGAGAAACGUGCGAGAGCGUUGAACGUGCCGAUCCCAGUGAACGACAUAAUUAAUUUACCUAUGGACGAAUUUAACGAACGUCUAAGCAAAUACGAUCUCAGCGAGGCACAAUUAUCUUUGAUACGUGAUAUCAGGAGGCGAGGCAAGAAUAAGGUGGCAGCACAGAAUUGUCGCAAACGUAAACUCGAUCAAAUUAUCAGUCUUGCCGACGAAGUGAAGGAGAUGCGCGAUCGUAAAAUGAGACUCAUUCGGGAGCAUGAUUUUAUGCUUCUUGAAAGGCAACGCGUUAAAGACAAGUUCAGUCAACUUUAUCGCCAUGUUUUCCAGUCUCUUCGAGACCCCGAUGGUAAUCAAUAUCAUCCAUACGAAUACAGUCUUCAGCAAUCUGCCGAUGGCAAUGUCUUGCUUGUACCAAGAAAUCAAACCAAUCCUCAUCAUCCAUGUCCUUCAUCAAUGGAACCGAAGACAAAACCAGAUCCUGAACACAAGGAAUGAAACUGUUAAAGGAUCGUAUUAUAAAAACGAUUGGUUAUUCAGGAAAUAUUGCUGUCGUUGUACAGCGAAUAGGUCCAUAAGGACUAUUACAACGUUAACGAUGAUGUUGACUACGAGCUUUGUGUUAAAGCCAGAGACAUAUAUUUGCGAUACAAUCCUUUUGUCGAAUGGACUUCAUGACUUCGCAUUUGACAUAUUUUGCACGCUAUUCGAUUGAACAACGAAUUUGCCAAAAAUCGCGUAUUAAACUUAUCGGAAGAGCUACGUAAUAUUAUAUAUAUAUAUAUAUAUGUGUCUGUAUAUAUAUAUAUAUAUAUAUAUAUAUAUAUGUACGUUUAUCGUGUACAUAUUUAUCAAAAUAUUGAGGAUUCUGGAUAAGGAAAGAAAAAGAAAUGAUCUACGAUUUAGGUCAUAUAAUGACCAAAAAUGAUGAUAAAAUUGCAGACGUAAUAUAUAUGUUAUUCACAUUGAAUGUAUCUUAUCAGUGAAACUUACGUCAAAUGUUAUAUGUAUAUGUAUUAUGUAUAUUCUUUUUUCAAAGAGCGAAGUUUCGAGCAUGAAAGUUCUAUAAUCGAAGACCGAUGUUUCUAAUGUAAUGUCUUCACCAGAUUUGGAGAACUUAUAUAAAACGGUAUGAAAUAAGAAUAUUUGUGUACCUUCUUUUGUUGCAGCGAUUUUACCAGUAUGGUUGUUUACGAAAGACGUUUACGUGUUCACUUCAACUACCUCCAUAACUUUGUAUGCUAAAUUAUCACCCUGGAUUUGCAUAUUGUUAAAACGAAUAAAACAGCACGAUGGUAAAGUGUCCUAAGAACAGAAAAAGUAAAAUGAACUUGCACAACGGACGACAGACUUAAUGAUGAUUACUUUUGGACUUGGUUCUUUUCGCAAAGUUUAAAAGUGCUCAACUUUACGCGUAAAUUAUAGACGAGAAUCGCCACGAUCAAAUCAGUGCGCAAUUGAUCUCUUAUUCCAGUACUCUUCUUCCUGCUUUAUGCUUAGGAUACAUACAUUAGUUAACUUUACCAAGUGCAAGUACGCACUGUUGUACUUCUUUCACAAUAAGUGAUUAUGCUGUUUUUUAAUUCCUUUGUCCUUAAAAACAAAGGUUUAUCACAUUUCGAUAUGAUUAUAUUUAUCUAUGAAUAUUAUACAUACAUAUAUAACGAUUUUGUCGAAAUGUGUGAUUAGUUAAUGCAAGCCAUCGAUUAUGACUGCAAUUUAAAAUGCAUGAAAAGGCCAAAAUCUAUGCGUUAUUCGCAUGAUUUAUCAAAUGUGCAUAAAUUGAGGAUAAAAAGUAAUUUUUUUCUUCCUCUUUCUCUUUUCCUUUUUUCUUUCUUUCUUCUUCUUUUUCUUUUCUUCUUUAAUCAAUAUAGAAAAUAAAUAUGCGAAUAAUACAUGGACUAUAAUACUAAAAUUCUUUUAAGUCAAGAUUAUGCUCCAUCUGAGGAUUUAAAGAAAUCAAAAUUCAGAGAUAAUGCUCUGAAAGAUGAUUCAAAUGCAAAGUUAUAUCUGCAUUUAAAUGGGAAUAAAGUAAGCAAAAUAUUGGGUGAUAAAAGGCAAAUGAUCGAGACAUUGCUCAAGUAUUGCAAAGUUAUACAAUCUGAUCUGUAAAAUGCAUUGAUUUUCACACAUAGUAAUGUCGCUUUGAGAAAUGUUUUAAAUUGUUUAGAUAAUAUGUGUGAUAUAAUCUAAAUACGAUAUAUAGGAAAUGAUACAAUUUUAUGAGUACAUCAAGGAUGAAUAUGCUGUACUGCUACAAUAUCGAGUAUUCAUUAAAAUACGAACAAACAAUAAAUACAGAUAUUUUUAUAAAAUAAGAGGUGAGAAAUGUUCGAGUAUUUCACAUUUGCCUUUUUAUGUAUAUAUUGAUGUAGUUAGUAUAAUUUUCUAUAAAUACUAUAAAUAUAAAUAAGACAUAUAUAUGUAUUUAUGUAUAUGCUUACUUGUAUAUAUAAAUACAUAUACAAGAAAAGUAAUAACUGGAUAUAUAUUGUAACAUUAAACAACAAAAAGAAAAUGCAGUUUAUGUCGAUAAUUAAUAAUAAUAAUUAUAAUAAUCAGUCCUUUAUUAACAUUUACAUGCACGAUUAUAUUCAUACUACUGGGUGUAGGAUGCCUUUUGCUGUACCGUACUUUGCAAGCAGAGAUUUUACCAUUGAAAUUCUUAUGUAAACUAUAUACACAAAUACUCUGCUUUGCUACUGUAUAAAUAAACCUGAUUUGUACGGAAUUGCAUAAAUACAUUCAAGAUCUCCAUCUGUCAUUAAAUUUCUAUAUUGUAUAAAUAAAUUGAAUAAAUCACUGGGGAAAGUA